Patiria miniata (bat star) is the source of this 639-nucleotide messenger RNA. Its product is annotated as protein CEPU-1-like. The transcript has a single exon. The record is from RefSeq and is a predicted model, not a curated record. The coding region runs from base 1 to 639 and encodes 212 amino acids. NCBI's taxonomy places the organism in Eukaryota, Metazoa, Echinodermata, Asteroidea, Valvatida, Asterinidae.
AUGAUGCUACUCAAGCAACAGCAGGUGCUAUUUCAGCCAGCGUCUUGGAGGUACGUGUACUUCCUUCUGAUGAGUGUGGUUUUGCUGAGUUGCAUUCCUCGAGAAGUGACUCCUCUGUUUCUGACUAAAGGCUCAGCUAGUCCAGCCAGUGAGUUCAUUAAUAUCAAAGAAGGCAAGACACUGUCUAUGAACUGCUCUGCCCCGAGCAAAGAUUUAUAUCGAGUUUGGUUGGGUAAGUCAAUUGGAUCCGAUGACACUAAUUGGCUCACCCAGAAUUCCACCAUUAAGACAAAUGAUCCCCGAGUUUCCAUCGCAACUCGCUCGUUUGAUGAGCACAGCGCAUUUUAUAUGCAAAUAACUGACAGCACCGAAUCAGAUGCUGGAAGGUACAAAUGUCAUGUAACGUGGGGAGGCGCUAACUCGUUUGGAUACAUCUUCGUAUCGGUGCAAUACUUUCCGGCAGAAAACCCAAUCUGUGCCACGAAUGAAAGCGAUCGGAUUUCGACCGAAAGCAUCGCCGUGUGGUGCGACACUGCGAUCGGCAACCCUGAGGUGACCAUCACUUGGAGAGUGGACCAUUCUGACAAGAAGUCACAGGUAUCGUCUACAGCACAGAACUACCGCAGAACGCACGAGUAA